Molecule: messenger RNA, 1771 nt
Organism: Exophiala mesophila
Lineage: Eukaryota; Fungi; Ascomycota; Eurotiomycetes; Chaetothyriales; Herpotrichiellaceae
Exons: 1
Coding region: 385-1185 (266 amino acids)
Source: RefSeq, a predicted model, not a curated record
CUUCUUCUCCCAGUCUUCCCUGCCAUCUGUCACUUGUCUCAUCCUCAUCGUUGCCCCCAGGCAACCACCUUUGACAGCCGUUACAUAACGUCUAUGCUCCGCCGACAUAUAUCAUAUCCCAAUUAGCCCGUCCAUCUAUCCUCUAUCUUCACAACAAGCAAUCUAUUCAAUUGUUGUCCAGGUGACUUUCUGUGAUCUGCAACAUCACCCAUCAAGCCACCCCCGCCCCUGAGCUUGACUCAUCUGUGAGGCUUCUAGGGCCACCAGCGCACUGCUUGACUGGCACGUUGUGUCCGUACUGGUCAAGCUGUGCGCCUCCACGACAACUUGAGGGGGGUGUCUCAUCGCCAUUGUCGUGGCCACUGUCGGCGACCACUGCCAAUCAUGGAACUCGCCUGUCCUGGAUACACGGCCGUCAAUGUGGGUAGCAAAUUCGAACAACCCGAAGACAUCCACGAAUACUUCACCCUGCACGCUGCACCCAAUACUAGCAUACAUCGCCAGAGAUCAUGUCAAGACGACACCACAGCACCAAUGGUUCUGAAACGACUACACCAAUCUUUCAUCUUGGCUGAAGUGACCGUCUCGGCCGAUUUUGCCAUGAACUACGACCAAGCAGGCUUGGUCAUCUUCGCUGGCUCGCUCCCCGACUCAGUCCUACCACGGUCAACUCACAUCCGCCGGAGUUCACGCUUUUCACGAGUCGUUGGUGUGGACCUUCCCACCUGUAAGUGGGCCAAAGCCGGACUUGAGUUUACCGGAGGAAACCUUAUGGCCGCCUCCGUGGCUGCUACUUCGAAUUGUGGUGCCGACUGGUCAUCUUCCGCUACCUUACCUCGUCCAUCAUCCUCCUUUGAUCCAUAUAACCUGACUUCGCAAUCCCUUCGCGUCAAGUUUGAGCGCGUAGACGAUGCACUUUGGAUAUGGUACCAAAUCCCUAACUUGCCCUCCUCGAAUCCAGACUACGACCCAGCCUCUGACGAGGACUAUCGACGCACACCAGAAGACGUGGGAUCUGGUUGGAAGAAAAUGCGUGAGGUUUCAGGCUUUUUCGGCGGCUGGGAGCAGAAAGGAAAUGUUUGGGUCGGCUGUUAUGCUAGCAGGCCUACCGACUUUGAACCCAGCAAUGCGUGGGAGGAGUUGGAUGCAUUGGUCGCCGAGUUUGAAGAUUUGGAUAUCUUGUGAGACGACCAACCAAAUCGCUCAUUGCCUACACCAUCCGUCCAGAGCGCUGCCUCCAUCGACCGGUCUCUGCCAGUCCUGGAAGUUCUACAUUCCAUGACCUAGGUUUUGCUUCUCAAUUACCACUUCCCCGAAUUAUUCGCAUGUGCCUGGAACUCUAAGACCUCCAAGAGCGGAAAGUUCGAUGACUCGAUGUCGCAUCUCGCAGACAUUCAGCUCCCAGGUGUUCGUCGCUCGGACAAAAUCAUUCACGCACCCACCUCGAGGGUGCAUCUAGUCGCCCACACAUCCAAAGGCGACCACUCCGAUUGCCACUUGCAGAGGACAAAAGUUACAUCCCAAUUCAGGGGUAUAAACAUGGAGAGGUGAUGGAUGCCAUAGCCACAUUUUUGGCUCUUUACUGGAUUGACGGCUAUGGGACUUGUAAAACCCUCAGUUCGCAAAGCUUUAUUGCCGCAAUUGCGUUGUUCAAUUGGGUGUGCCUUUUUGCAUGCAGCCGUCAUGGGGAGAGUUUGCAUUGAGCAUCAAUAGAGACAAAGUAUAUGAAUAAUGACACGGACUUAGCCGUCCACAUAAUUUUAGCAUGGUU